ACUUUGUAAGUAGAUGAAAACAUUAAAUCAAGAGAGAGAUCAACCUUGACUUUUUGCACACAUGGUGCAAGAUUGUUUAACAUGGGUAAAAAGAAGGCUGAUAAAAAGGGGAAAGGAAAAGAGAAAACUGCGUUAAAAACAGAGAAGAAGGCUGAGAAAAAAGCCAAAAAGGAGUUGGCAAAGAGAGGAGAGGAUGACAUUGAGACACUGAUUGCUCAGUUUCAUGCUAAGGAUCAGGAAAAAGCCAGAUAUGUGGAGGAAAAGUGUGAUCCCCCUUCUGAAAGAUCCAACAUGACCUUGACCCCUCACCCAGAUAAAGAUGAGUUGAUUAUGUUUGGUGGAGAAUUUCUGACAGGGAACAAGGUAUACAUGUACAAUGAUUUGUUUUUCUACAACAUCAAGAAGAAUGAGUGGACAAAAGUAACCGCCCCUAAUGCCCCUCCCCCUCGGAGUUCUCACCAGGCAGUGGCCCUGAAACAACAUGGUGGACAGCUCUGGAUAUUUGGUGGAGAAUUUGCCAGUCCCACUCAGUCCCAGUUCCACCACUUUAAGGAGUUAUGGGUGUACCACAUCAAGAAUAAAUACUGGGAGAGGAUUAAUUCCCCAGGUGCCCCCUCCAGUAGGAGCGGCCACAGAAUGGUCCAGUGUAAGAAACUCCUCAUUGUGUUUGGAGGUUUCCAUGACAACAUCAGAGAUUACAGGUACUUCAAUGACGUGUAUGCUUUCAAUGUGGAGGACUAUACUUGGUGUAAGCUGGACGUGAGUGGGGUCCCUCCUGCCCCUCGGUCCGGCUGUAUCAUGGCAGCCAUGCCUGACCAGUACAGGGUGACCGUGUAUGGGGGAUACAGCAAGGAGAAGGUCAAGAGAGAUGUCGACAAGGGAACCACCCACAUUGACAUGACAAUUCUUAUACCUGAAGGCAAGUUAAAAGACGACACCAUUCCUGCCAAGUGGAAGUGGGUCAAUGCCAAACAGUCUGGUGCCCGCCCCACCCCCAGGUGUGGAAUGUCUUGCUCUGUGGCUCCAGGCAACAGAGCAUUCUGUUUCGGGGGCGUUUUUGACGAGGAAGAAGAUGAAGAGCAGAUAGAAGGAAAAUUUUACAAUGAGUUCUAUCUUCUGGAUUUGGAGAAAAAUAAAUGGUUUUUGGUAAAUUUAAGAGGCAAAAGAGAACAGGCCCCAGAGAAGAAGAAGAGACGAAGGAAGAAGGAGGAGGGAGGUGAAGAUGGAAUGGAGGAGGACGGAGAGGAAGAGGAAGAAAUGGAGGUAGCUACAGACAAAGUCGGCAACAUGAACAUUGAAGAGGCAAGGGAGGAAGCAGACGACACCGAGAUGGCAGAGGGAGCCACCAACACUGAGACAGUAGAGGGAGCCACCAACGCUGAGUCAGCUAUGUUUGACGAUGGGGUGUUUCAGGUUAAGAUAGGGCCAGCACUUGGAUCUACCCCUGAUCAGGAAAUGGGGGAAGAUGGGGACAAGGCAGUUAAAGUGUUUCAGCCACACCCCAGGAUGGGACCUUUGAUGGCUGUGAAAAACGGUGUUCUUUUUCUUUAUGGUGGAAUGUUUGAAAAGGGAGAUAAGCAGUUUACAUUCAAGGAUUUUUACUCAUUAGAUCUGGACAAAAUGGAAGAGUGGAAAGUGAUCAUAGAAAAUGAUGAAUCCAAACUGGUUUGGGAUGAUUCCGGGUCAUCAGACGAGGAGAUGGAGGCCUGUGGAGGAGAGGAAGAAGAAGGAGAGGAAUCAUCAGAUGACGAUGAUAUUGAGGAUAUCCUUGAAGGCUGUGACGUACCAACUAAAAAUGACGAUGAAAACACGGAGGAGUAUUUUGAAAGGACUAAAGACUUCUGGGUAGAACAAUCGCGGAAAUAUUUUGAAAAUGAGGAAAUGAAAGUGUCAUCCAGGACUGUUACUAAGUUUGCAAAAGAAAUGUGUCAAGAAUACACCAACAGGUGAUUAAUACAAGUGUGGGUUAAAUGGCUGUUGAAGUGUGGUGCAAUAAUUCCCUGGUCAACAUUAGGACAGACAGACUUAAAGUAAUUCUGUAAUGUGGAUCUUUGUGACUCAUGUGUCUGUGAUGAACAAGGUAUUAUACAGUGUAACUGUAAAUUGUAUUUACUAUUGAGAUGUGUAGAAUGAU
Messenger RNA from Saccostrea cuccullata (small rock oyster), 2134 nucleotides. Its product is annotated as kelch domain-containing protein 4-like. The coding region runs from base 82 to 1950 and encodes 622 amino acids. Lineage: Eukaryota; Metazoa; Mollusca; Bivalvia; Ostreida; Ostreidae. The transcript has 12 exons. The record is from RefSeq and is a predicted model, not a curated record. Gene Ontology annotation, molecular function: protein binding.